UUACUCUGUUUAGCUACUAUGAGCAGAGCCAGUUUGUGGAUUAUUAGGUUAUCCAAUGUUGCGUAGCCGGAUUGCGAGUUGCAGAGAUGGGAAAACUUUACUCGAAACCUGCUGCAGUCUCCAAAGCCCGGGAAAGUCCAGAAGGAGACAGUUUGGUUGUAAGCGCCUGUUUGGCUCGGAAAGGGAUUGAAGACUGGCUGUCCAGGCAAAAAGAUGGCUGUUCUACUGCAACACAACACAAGGAAAUUGGAUCACUGCCCAGCAAGGGUCCACCCGGAGAGAACCAGGCGGCAGUGGUCGGCGAGGAGCUCUACCGCUUAGAAGUGGCUUUGCCACCCGAGAAACCGGAGAGUGGCCUCAAGGAAGAGAAGAAACAUGAAAAAGAAGCUCCACUCGUUUACAGAAAGCAGCUGCGAUUUGAGGGUCUUGAAUGUGACAUGUCCCUGGAAGAGAACAAUCGGCCAGAAUGGACCUUCACGCUCUACGACUUUGACAACAAUGGAAAAGUCACUCGGGAGGACAUCACCAGUUUGCUGCACACUAUCUAUGAGGUUGUUGGUGCUUCUGUGAACCACUCUCCACACACCAGUAAGACGCUCCAGGUCAAGCUAACAGUGUCUCCAGAUGCCACCCAGAAGAGGAAAAGCACUUCGCAAAAUUUGACUGAUGCCCCCAUUUCGAGGCGUAAAAUGGACUGCAAAACAGAGUCUAGGAGUUCAGGCAAGAAGCUCCGUGCUCCUCUGCGAUGCCGUCUCGGCGACUACCACGCACAGGAGGGCUGCUGCCAGCACGCCAUUGACGAGAAUCUGGAGAGAAGGAAUCACUACCUGGACCUGGCUGGCAUUGAAAACUACAUGUCACAGGCUGGACUGGGUGCCAAGUUGGAGAACUUGAAACCAGACAGUCUGCUGCAGGCUGUCAGCCAGGCCAAGUCCCGGACACACGAGUCUGAAAACAUGCACAGGAGACCCCAGAAGGCUGAAGCUGUGCUAGACACCUCAUUUAUGCAGGUUCAGGACAACAGCAGGCACCCAACGAGGUCCCCCAAGGGUCAAGGAAAGAGUGCGGGGCGGGCCGUAAGGAACAAGGUCUCCUCUUUGGGGACAGGUGCUCCCCAGUUGGGUUUUCCCAACCACAUUCUUUCUUCUGCCCACGUGCAAGCCUCUCCAGACCCUUACAGAAGACACAGACAGAGGGGCAAAGACACUAAAAACAACGCCUACCCGGUGUCGGCUUUGGAGAAGGAUCAAGGGCGCUAUUUGCCCCCUGUGUUGCCCCACAUGUUGCACCCCAUACUGCUGUGUGAUGGCAGUGUUGGCCAGAUGAUCCAGAGGCAUGAGCACUACCACCAUCAUGAGCAUCACCACCAUUAUCACCACUUCCAGCAGGCCUGAUAUUUGCAUGGCUUGGACAAGGACAAUUUGCAUGGCUCCAAUACUCAACUUGAAGAACUCUGGGAGGUCCGAACUGGUAGACCUGAGGUGGAUAAAUUGGGGUCACCCAAGCCAAAAGCUUGAUCUACAACAUGUAACACCAAUGACAUGGGCCAGUUAGGGAGGGGUAUGUAGGAUAUACUUCUACUGAGAUGAUUGCUUUUAAUGUAGACAUGGCAGCUGGACAUGCCCAGACCUUCUGGUGGUUUUCCUUUUUAUGGAGUUAUGCUACAGAUAACAAGAAGACUUUAAGCAUGGAGGCCUUUAACGGACCAUAGUGAUUGGCUGUAAAGUGAGUCAGCUGUAUAUCUGCCAUCCCCAGCUGUUCCAGAUGUCUUGGUGAGUGGGCACAGGUCUUGAUGAGCCCCAGCCUGCCUUGGAUGCCUGUGUCUCACAGACUGGACAGUAUCAAUGUUUCCUCAGGUGUUUUUUUCGUCUAUCGCUGCUGGACGGUAUUCAGUCAAAUCAGGUAUUCCAUGAUGAGUCUGUCCAUCAGGAACAUCAGUUAUCUUGUGGACCCACAGCUAAAUGCACUUAGCUAUAAAGUGUAGCAGGAUGGAACCCAAAAUGAAUUGACCUGGUGCUGUUUACACAAAACGCGCUGCCCCGCUUAUUGUUCAUAUCUGAGCUCACAUUUGAACUGGACUCCUCUGUGGCCUGCUGACUGCUCUGGCCAGAGUCAUCCACAGACAUUGGUCGCUUUCUACUCUGGACUUGGUCUUUUUCUUCUCCUGAACAUUGAUUUUUUGUGCUACUGGUUCUCCUGUUGGGUCUUGAUUCUACCAGUGGCCAUUAAUUUGAAUUCUCUGAUCAGUGCUCUUUUGCUGACCACUAAUUACUUUGCUGUGGGUUCUUUGUUGAACUGUCUGUCUCUGGUUUAUGUGCUACUUUGGGCCUGGUUCUUUAACUGAUGACAGACAUAUUGCAAUGUAGCUGAGGCAAGAGUGCUAGGUUUCAUGGGGGCAUUCGCCCACUUAAGUGUAGCAGGAACUCAAUCUAUGUUUGGCCAGCCACAACUGAAUACAAACAUCAGAAAAUUCCAGAUUGUGUGGGUUUAGCCAGGCCUGCAGGUUAGUAACUGUGGCUCGAAUUCUCCAUUGCACUGGCCUGCUCACCUUCACUGACCUCUCAUUUGUGGUCAGACUUCACUGUCCUGUGUUCUGGUCUGGACUCUUCCUCUGACCACUCAUUUGCCACAGAUUGUUCUGGUAUUGGUUUGUCUACUGUGAUCCUGAUAGAUGGCUAUGCUUUGGUUUUUAUUGCUGGCUUCCUAUUACACUGACCUGGAAUGUGGCACUGAUCACUCAUCCUGGCCUGACAGCCAUGUUAGUUCUGCUGCUAACUAAGCCUCUUUACUGACCACUCGUUAUUUAAGCUUGUCCUUGGCUGAUUACCUUCUUCUCUCUGCCCUUUGACUUGGGCUGUUCUGUUGACCACUAAUUAAUUACUCUCUUGACCACUGAUUUGCUUGUUCUAUUACUGCUGUGCUAUUACUUAUCCUGUUGACCACUCUCUGUUCUAUCAUGGACUUUUCUACUGAUCAGUCACUACCAAGCCAUUCUCGCCUACUGACCACCCAUUGUUGCAGUACUGCUUUUCUUGCUAAGUUGUCUUCUGCACCCUGACCUGGACUUGUCUGCUGUUUACUACAUUGGUUAUCCUCAUUAACUGACCACUAAUGUCUUGAUUAAUGCUUUCCCCUUCUACUGACCACCCAUUGCUUACAUUCAUCAUCCACUAAUGUUCCUCUACUGCUCUGCCUGGAUUCUUCUCUUUGAGCACUCAUCAGUCUUAUCUGUCGACCAUUACUGUGACGAUGCUGACAGCUCUCCUUCAUGACUUGGACUUUUCUACCGAUCUGUCUUUACUGUGGUCCAUCCUCUUUAACUGACCACACAUUGGCAUAAAGUUACCCGGACUUAUCUGCUAACUGCUCAUCAAAUUCUGUUGCAGCAGCGCAGUUACCAACUUCUUUCGCCACCUGAACGACUUUUAAUUUAAAACCAACUUCAUAUUCUC
Messenger RNA from Polypterus senegalus (gray bichir), 3452 nucleotides. It is a transcript of the gene nkd1, whose product is annotated as NKD inhibitor of WNT signaling pathway 1. Bases 87 to 1394 code for a protein of 435 amino acids. NCBI's taxonomy places the organism in Eukaryota, Metazoa, Chordata, Cladistia, Polypteriformes, Polypteridae. Gene Ontology annotation, biological process: negative regulation of Wnt signaling pathway. The record is from RefSeq and is a predicted model, not a curated record. Gene Ontology annotation, molecular function: calcium ion binding. The transcript is spliced from 10 exons. Gene Ontology annotation, cellular component: cytoplasm.